AAAAACCCAGUCCUGCAGCUCGACCAAAGCAGUGUGGUUUUGCAGCCUGGGAGCACUCUUUGUCAUCUCCAUCAUCAUCCUCUGUAGGAGCAAAGCUGCCCUCUUUCUACUCUUUCCCCUUCUUAUCUCCGCACCAUCAUGUCAUUAAACGGCGCUGAUGGGGACUUGCUGCAGAUCCCUCUGGGGCUCAUCAACAGCGCAGGGAAGUAUCUGACAGCGGAGACCUUCGGUUUCAAAAUCAACGCAUCCGCCGGCAGCCUGAAGAAGAAGCAGACCUGGACGCUGGAGCAAACCGGGGAGGACGGCAACGCCGUGUUCCUCAUGUCCCACCUGGGCCGCUAUCUAGCUGCGGACAAAGACGGCAACGUUACCGCGGACAGCGAGACGCGCAGCCGGGACUGCCGCUUCGUCAUCACGGUGCAUGAAGACGGGCGGUGGUCGCUGCAGUCUGAGCCCUACGGCCGCUUCCUCGGCGGCAGCGAGGACCGGAUCACAUGCUUCGCGCAGACAGCCUCUCCGGCGGAGAGAUGGAGCGUCCACCUGGCCGUUCACCCGCAGGUCAACCUCUACAGCUUUGCUCGGAAACGCUUCGCGCACCUGAGCGCCCAGGAGGUCUCCAUAGACCGGGACGUUCCCUGGGGCGUCGACUCCCUGGUGACGCUGGUCUAUCGUGACCAGCGCUACCACCUGGAGACAUCUGACAACCGCUUCCUGCGCAACGAUGGCAGCCUGUCGGCAAAAACCGACAAGGACACCGGCUACAUGCUGGAGUUCCUCUCGGGGAAAGUGGCAUUCCGUGACUGCAACGGCCGCUACCUGGCACCGGUGGGUCCCACCGGGACGAUGAAGUCUGGGAGGAGCGCCAGGGUGGGGAAGGAUGAACUGUUUGGCCUGGAGCGCAGCCACGCUCAGGUGGUGCUGACUGCGGGCAACGAGAGGAAUGUGUCUACUAGGCAAGGCAUGGACCUGUCAGCCAAUCAAAAUGAGGAAGGGGACCAAGAGGUGUUCCAGUUGGAGAUGAACCGUGAAGACAGAAAAUGUGCCUUUAGAACUGCUGCUGGGAAAUACUGGACACUGACGGCAAGUGGAGGACUGCAGUGCACGGCCUCCACUAAGUCUGUCAACAGUUACUUUGAACUGGAGUGGCGUGAUGGUCGCGUUUGCAUUCGUGCUGCCAAUGGGAAGUAUGUGACUGCCAAGAAGAAUGGGCAGCUGGCUGCUGCAGUUGACAAUACAGGAGAGGCGGAGCUGUUUCUAAUGAAGCUGAUUAACCGUCCAAUCAUCGUUCUGCGUGGAGAGCACGGUUUUAUUGGAGCUCGCAAGGCUGGACUUCCAACCCUCGACUCCAACCGGGCAUCAUAUGAUGUUUUCCAGCUGGAGUUUCAUAACGGUGCAUAUUCUAUUAAAGACUCCCAGGGGAAGUACUGGUGUGUUGGAGACGACUCAGCGGUGGUGUGCAGCAGCCCCACACCAGUUCAGUUCCUGCUGGAGUUCUGCGACCUCAACAAGACGGCAAUUCGAGCUCUGGGUGGGAAGUACCUUAAAGGCGACCAUGCCGGAGGGCUGAAGGCCAGCGCAGACUCUGUGGAUAGUGCCACCCUCUGGGAAUACUGAGAAAUUACUUUUUUUUUUUCUUCAUCUGCACAAUGCUUCAAACUCUUGACACGUAGUAUCUGCAGAUUGUUUUUCAUAUUUCCGUCGGUGCUGUUGUAAACUUGUUUGGAUGGCUGUGUUGUCAAAUCUGAAUGUCAUUGCCUCAAGACAGUGCUGGGUUUUUCUUUUCUAGAAAUUGACUAUACUUCCUGGGUUUCUACUGGAGCUGUCCAGCAGUGUGUUCUGAAUUUGACUCCACACAUCAUGUUUUUCACACCCUAUCAAACUUACACUUGCUGUACCUAUCUAUCUGUAGUGACUCCUGGUAGAACAAACAUGUAGAACGUUGUAACUCUAAAACUUCAGUAUCAAGCUUUUUGCUGCUAUAAGACCUCCGGUUUCCCUUUUUUUUUCUUUGCUGUCUGUCAAAACACAUCCAUAUGCGAAAUCAGAAGAAGUAACAUCAAUGAUUUGCCAUCGUCAGCUGUAAAUAAGGCUUUCUCUGUUGUCGAAUGCUUUAAAACAUGAUAACUAUGGAAAUGCUGGAAGAGAAUUCGGAUGAUGAAUGUAGGAUUUAUCCAUGUGCUCGAUUUUUAGAUGUAGGUAGGGCUAUGCACACUUGAGUUUUUUCUACAGCUUGAAAAGAUAAAGAUUUUUUUUCUUUGAUGUUAAAUUCUUCACAGAUCCCUGGGGUCAGAUACCAUUACAAAUGGUCAAAUUUUCAAGACAAGAAAGGCAAAGAUAACUGAGGGGAGAUUCUAAUACUACCCAUCGAUGAGGGUUCAUUCUUGAUAUAAUUCUAUUAAUUGCACAGCUGGUGGAGGAAGGUGUUUCCAAGCACACAUUAGGAUUAUACAUCAAUGCACAUAAAUACAUUAUCUUCAACUGUGAAACUACACUGAGUAAUGAUUAUUGCAAUAAUAAAGUGUCAGUUUAAAAUGAAUCAAAAGCACAUUUUCUUGUUCAAUGGACCUAAACAGGGUGCUGCUGGUGUGUAGAGAUGUAGAAGGAUCAUCCCUGGCUGUUAUUGUUGCUGUGCCUUCAUUAGAACAUUUACUUCUUGCUCAUUCGUGCUUUUUUCCAUUAUAUUGAACUUCAAUAAAGUCAAA
This is a messenger RNA of Cyprinodon variegatus (sheepshead minnow), 2702 nucleotides long. RefSeq names its product fascin-like. The transcript is spliced from 5 exons. Gene Ontology annotation, biological process: establishment or maintenance of cell polarity; actin filament bundle assembly; cell migration. The record is from RefSeq and is a predicted model, not a curated record. Gene Ontology annotation, molecular function: actin filament binding; protein-macromolecule adaptor activity. Gene Ontology annotation, cellular component: cell projection membrane; lamellipodium; filopodium. Bases 139 to 1614 code for a protein of 491 amino acids. NCBI's taxonomy places the organism in Eukaryota, Metazoa, Chordata, Actinopteri, Cyprinodontiformes, Cyprinodontidae.